Molecule: messenger RNA, 4383 nt
Organism: Culex pipiens pallens (northern house mosquito)
Lineage: Eukaryota; Metazoa; Arthropoda; Insecta; Diptera; Culicidae
Product: ubiquitin-protein ligase E3B
Exons: 7
Coding region: 431-3715 (1094 amino acids)
Biological process (GO): ubiquitin-dependent protein catabolic process; protein polyubiquitination
Molecular function (GO): ubiquitin protein ligase activity; protein binding
Source: RefSeq, a predicted model, not a curated record
CUCAAAAAGCAAAAACAAAUCAGCUGCAAUCAGUGGCAGUGCAAGAGUGGCAAAUUUGCGGGUGAAAAAUCGUUUUUUCGGUGCAAUUUUCGUCCCGGAUCGCGUCCAAACCGUGUGCAAUAGCUAACCCGGGCCGCCGGGAGUGUUUUCCGCUAGUUUGUCCCGCCGGAAGCGGUCGAUUCGGGGGCGAAAAGGGGCUUUUUAGUUUGUGGAUUUUUUUUCUUUCGCGAAGAAAGAGAGUGUCGUCGUCGUUUUUUUCGUUUGACAGGAGCGAGAAAGAAGAAAGUAAAAACUUGUUGUCAACGUCCUUGCGGGGGCGGAAAGUGGCAUCAAAACAAAAACAAACCGAGUUUGAUCGCGUGCGGGAUGAUGUUGAUGUUCGAGUUUUGAGUUGUUUUUUAAAGAAAUUUAAAUUAAAAGAGACUGCAAGAUGUUUGGUCGCACGGAAACGAAAAAGGACAGCUUCCUGGAGCAAACGAAGGCGGCCCGGGAGGAACGGGAGCGGGAACGCGCCCAGGAGGAGCAGCGAGACCGGUCUAUUGUUUUGAUGCAGAAAACGGUCCGCGGAUGGCUGGCGCGGACCAAGUUUCAGCGGAUGAUACUCAACGACUUCGACACCCUUCUUCCCCCAGUCACGAAUCCCUCGAAGGACAUCGAACUCAAAUCCGCGCUUCAAAUCUACCACGCCGCGUCGCACUUUCUGCUCCAGUGGAAGGACCGGGAUUCUUCGGAUUGCUCCGCCAACCAGGACCGGCUGGAGCGUCUCUGUCGCUAUCUGAUCGCCAGCCUCGAGUCGGACUCGCCCAAGACCAGCUACAUCGGGGUGGCGUUGAACAAGGAGCACAGUCUGGCCUGGAUCCGGCACAUCAAGAAGCUGCUCUACCGGUGCUGUACGGCGGUUGAGCGGCUGAGGCCGGAGUCCCACACGGACAGUAUUUCGUUGGCGCUUUAUUUGCACACUCUGGUGGCAUUCACGUCGACGAGCAGUUGGGUGUUGUUGAGGAACAAGUCGCUGGUCGGGCUGAAGGCCGGCAUGUUGCAGCUUUGUAGCAAUAUCAUGGGCGAGUUGGUGCAGAAGGGCUUCUACUUGACGCUGCGGAACGUGCUGGUCAAGGGAACCUGCCGGACGGUCAUCACCCUGAAGCCAAUUUCCCUAACCGCGAUCAUGACGCUGGCGAUUCGCCCACUAAUCGGAAGCAACUUCAGCGACAACCUCAUGUCCCAAUUCCUGGUGCAGAUCCUGUCCGUCCCCGGAAUCACCUUCCAGCUCGAGCAGUUCACCCAAGAGUGCCUCCACAGCCUCGCCACCCACCACAUCCUGGAGAAAACCCUCGACCUCCUGAGCGUCGAUUCCUCCAUGAAGUACGUCAUCAACACCCUUCAAAACAGCAACCUUCUCUCCCUCCUCGCAAACCUCGUCCACCUCUACUACCUUGAACCCCCGGAAAACGCCGCCAAACUCGCCUACCCAACGUUCACCUUCGUCGUCACCCAACUCCUGAACGGCAUCCUCACCAGCGUCGGCCAAUCCGGCGGUGCCUUCUCCCAGUGGCACGAACUGCUCGGCUGGUUCACCCCCGGCAAGGAGCGUCUCCAGAACGAAAACCUCCCCCUCAUCAAGAAGCAAAUUCACCUGCUGUGGAACCACCGCCUAGUUAAACUCCUCCUCGGAGACAAUCUCAAACAACUCUCAGUCGGAUACGAAACCAUCGAGUACACGAUCCCCAGCGGAAACAGCACCGGGAAUCUGCUGAAGCGGGCGCUCACCUUUGAGAGGAGUGGGGGAGGUGGCGGGUUGGGAACUGGACUGGGAGGGGACGGUGGCGGGAAGAAGAGCAAUCGGUCCGCGUGUAGGAAGAUUGGAUCGGCGGAGGUCUCGCGGGUGGCGCUGACCUGUGCGAUGUACCAUGGUGCGUUGAACGCGCUGUCGCAGUUGCGACUGGAUAUUUUGUCGGGCCUCUGCUACAACGACACCGUGCUGCACGACCUGUGGCUGCUGCUCGGCUCGCUCGGCACCUCCUGCGGCCUCAAGGGCUUCAUCGAGCUGCUCGCCGUCAACAACCAGCAGUCCUGCUACGAACCCCCACUCCUAAUGCUGUCGUUGUUCUGCGACUGCAUGACCCACUACGUCACCAUUCUGGACGACCUGGAGAUGUACGAGCAGCAGACGCCGUUCACGCUCAACGAUUACAUCGCGCUGUCCCACUUCCUGAACACAUUCCUGACGCGCACGAUCCAGGACCAGAUCUUCGACAUCAAGACGGUGACGAGUGCGCCGCUGUUUGUGUCGAUGCACACGCUGCUGCUGUGUCUGUACCGGCGGGACUGCCGCAGGUCGUUUGCUCCGGUGAACCAUUGGCUGGUGCGGGACAUUCGGCCGUCGCACUUUUUGACGGAUUUGGAGAAGGGCAAGAAGCACACGCAGAUCUUGCUGCAGAAGAUGCCGCACAUCAUCCCGCACGAGGAUCGCGUGCAGCUGUUCCGGAAGUUUGUCCAGAACGAGAAGGCGGUGCUGGGGUUGACCGAGUCGGCGUGUGCUUCGCCGAGUUCGGCACUGGUCACCGUUCACCGGGAUCGGAUCGUCGAAGAUGGCUACCGGCAGUUGGCGGCGUUGCCUCCGCACGCCCUCAAGGGCGUCAUCCGGGUGCGGUUCGUCAACCAGCAGGGACUGGACGAGGCCGGAAUCGAUCAGGACGGCGUGUUCAAAGAGUUCCUCGAGGAAACCAUCAAGCGAGUGUUCGACCCAUCGCUCAACCUGUUCAAAACUACAACCGAACAGCGACUCUAUCCCUCGCCAACGUCUCACAUGCAGGAGAACCAUCUCCAGCUGUUCGAGUUCGUUGGCCGUAUGCUGGGCAAAGCCGUCUACGAAGGCAUCGUCGUGGACGUCCCGUUCGCCUCUUUCUUCCUGUCCCAGGUCCUCGGUCAAACCCACCAGGCUCUGUACAGCUGCAUGGAUGAACUCCCCUCCCUAGAUAAGGAACUCUACCGCAGUCUGACCUUUAUCAAGCACUACCAGGGGGACGUGGCCGAUCUGGACCUGACGUUCAGCGUGGACGAAGACGUGAUGGGGAAGAUUGUGACGCACGAGUUGUACCAGGGUGGGAGGUCGCGCGGGGUUAACAAUGAUAACAAAAUCAACUACAUCCACUACAUGGCGUACUUCCGGAUGCACACGCAAAUACGGGACCAGACGGUAGCGUUUAUCCGCGGGUUCCGGAGCAUCGUCAACCCGGACUGGUUGGCGCUGUUUUCGACGCCGGAGCUCCAACGCCUCAUCUCCGGCGACACCGCCCCGCUGGACCUGAAGGACCUGCGCAAGCACACCCAGUACUACGGCGGCUUCCACGACGGGCACCGCGUCGUCAGCUGGCUGUGGGACAUCCUGGCCAAAGACUUCACCGAGGAGGAGAAGAAGCUGUUUUUGAAGUUUGUGACGAGCUGCUCGAAGCCGCCGCUGCUAGGCUUUGCCCACCUGGAGCCGCCCUUUUCGAUUCGCUGCGUCGAGGUCGGGGACGACGAGGACAUUGGGGACACGGUGGGGUCCGUCAUCCGCGGGUUCUUCACUAUCCGCAAGAAGGACCCGCUGAACCGGCUGCCGACCUCGUCGACCUGCUUCAACCUGCUGAAGCUGCCCAACUACCAGAAGAAGAGCAUGCUCCGGGACAAGCUGCGCUACGCCAUCUCCAGCAACACCGGCUUCGAGCUGUCGUAAAGGAGCCGUACUAGAUUUUACAAAUUUGAGGUUAUUUUUUAUUAUUUUUCGUUGUUGAUGUAAUUGUAACCGAAGAGAUGUUAUUUUUAUACUUUCUAUAUUUAACCGAACAAGAUGUAAAGUGUGUGCGUGUUUGUGUGCGUUUUUUGACGAAAUCGAAAACCUUGAAGAGAAGAAAAAAAAUGAGCUGGAAAAUGAAGUGUAAAACUGUGAUAAUAAGUGUAAUAAUUUCAGCGCUGGAUCGAAGGAAAAUACAGAAUAGCGAAAACAGAAAGAAAAAGUUUGAAAUGAAAUUAUUUUUGCAACAAAAAAAAAUCGAGCAAAACAAACAAUAUCAAUUUAUCAACAUAUGAGUUUGAAGCGUAUCGAAAAAAAAACUCGUAGAAAUAUAUUUGUAAUAUUCAGUGUUUUGUGUAAUCAACCAGUACUACGUUGAAAGGGAGCAAGAAAAAUAAGGAAUUUACGCUUCCCGCCCCAGUUGAGAUUCCUCUGCAAACGUCGACGUGCUGGGCUUUGAUGUAAGUGUUAUGUACAUUAGUAAACAUGAAAGGAAGGAAAAAAAAUAUCGUCGUGAAAUCACGUAGAAAGUGCAACCGACUUUAAUGUGGAGCAAACAAAAAAUAAUUGAGGCGAAAUAAACGAACCAGCUGAGCAAAGUAUUAUUCGUA